Molecule: messenger RNA, 6739 nt
Organism: Aedes albopictus (Asian tiger mosquito)
Lineage: Eukaryota; Metazoa; Arthropoda; Insecta; Diptera; Culicidae
Exons: 7
Coding region: 127-6654 (2175 amino acids)
Biological process (GO): homophilic cell-cell adhesion
Cellular component (GO): plasma membrane
Molecular function (GO): calcium ion binding
Source: RefSeq, a predicted model, not a curated record
GCCAAUCGAAUUCAGUCGAUUGCUUUGGAUUGUUCGGCACGGUUGGUACGUUUGGCACCUUGGAGUGUUACGGCGAUUGUUCAAACUUCGGGAUAGUUCGUGGAUUAAGUGUAAUAUGCGCCUCGGAUGAUGGGUACUGGGAAAGUGAAUGAGUCUAGUCGGACAUGGCGGAUCCGGAAAACGAUUAUCAGUGGGAUAUGCAUGUGGCUUUUGAUCGGGAUUGAAACUGCAAGUGCUCAAGAAUGCUCGUCAGCCACCUUUAACUUCAACGCAGCGUCAAUAUUAAUAGGAAGCAUCUCAGCCACAGCCGUUGGCACUGAAAUAGCCAAUUACGCAGUUAGCAAUGUCGAAAGUGUCUCAACAUCGAAGCUACAAGGGUACAACCUGUAUCUUAACGCGGAGCUGGAUACCUCAGGACAGUCCACGAGGCUGGUUAUUAAAACGCUCGAAUCGUUCAAGGACUUUUUGCUGACGGAAACUAUGCCUGAACUCAGAGCUCAGCUGGAUUUCGCGUGCUCUGAGGGCACAAGGGCAAUUCGAAUUCAGGUGGAAAUACGGGAGGAGAAUCUACAUGCGCCGAUUUUCAUACCAGACGUGUACAACAUUCAGCUUCCACUGCCGUUACCCAAGGAGUUCGAUCUGACUCAGUUCGUGAACAAUGGUAGAGGAAUAAUUGCCUACGACUACGAUUUGACCGGAAAUGAGGUGGACUUUGCAAUCGAAGCCAACGCUUACUUCCUGGUUGAAAGGGUAACGGGAUCAUCCGAGAAGGAAUCCAUAGCUAAACUUCGAACCACGCAAACUCUGACACGUCUGGAGGAACUCGAUUUGCAAAUUACCGGAACUGAUCGGGGAAACUCACCAAAGUCGGGUGUUGCACAACUGAAGAUUUCCGGAAAUCCCCUGAUACCGUACAUUGAAACUCCGCGGUUUGAGAAGUCGCUGUAUCUGAGCACGUACAAACGAACGGAGGCUUUUGUACCGGUUGAAGUGGUGCUCAAUGCCGGAACAUUCGACGAUUCCGUCAGUUUUGAGCUAAGUGGAGACAAUGUUGAUCUGUUCGAUAUAACCGGAAAAACAGAUCACAGCGGAGCAUCCGUUACGCUGAAGACGGGCGCAGUAAUUGAAGAGACGAUGAGCUUUUUGACGGUUUCGGUAACUGCCAGCAGAGAGGGUGCCGAUUUGAACGGUAGAACUGCAAUCGUGGUGGAAGUGGAGCCAGAAGUGAAAAUUCUGCCAGCUUUUGAACAGCCCAUCUAUAGCGGGACUGUCGGUCAGGAGGGGGUGAUCACCCUUGCGGAGGAAAUAAAAUUGAUUGCCGGAACGAUUGCUGAUGGAGUACAGGUUACGCUAGAGGGAGAAGAUGCAGAGUUUUUUGAGUUGUCGAGAAAUGCAGCAACCGUAUCGCUGACAGCAUCCGAGAAAUUGACGGACGAAGUAUUGGAUGUGAAGUUUUAUUUCCAUGUAACGGUUAAGGCUACCAAAGCUGGAAUCGGAAGCAGUGUCGCCAUAGUUGUGAUGGAAGUGCUAAAGGAGGAUGUAAUCGUUCCCAAGUUUGAACAACUGUAUUAUGAAGGAACGCUUACUGAGGAAGGAAGUGCAACGAUUCCAGAAAUUCGGAUUAUGGCAGGCACUUUUGUUGAUGGGUUGGUGUUCAUGAGGGCGGGCGAAGCUGAUCUUUUCCGUGUAUCUCAAGACGGAAACAAACUCAAUCUUAUUCCGAAUGGCAUCACUGAAGAAAAACUACGCGAGAAAUUUUAUCUCAUAGAAAAAAUCAGCGCAGUGGUAGAUGACCAAGUAGCUGCGGAAACGAUAGUCAUCAUCAAAAUAGUUAGGUCUGAAGUCAUAACCCCAAAAUUUGAAACCAACCUUGUUGAAGGACAACUUACUGAACGAAAUCUACAGCUCACUCCAUUGAAAGUCGUUGUAGACUCUGAUACUCAUAACGCCGCAACCGAUGUGAUUCUAAAGGACUCUAACAACCUACUUGUUUUGACUCAAUCCUCGACCACAAACGAGUACACUAUUAGUCUACGAAGUGGUGUACAGCUACCCUCCAGUACCCAUAUCACUGCUUUCGUUGAAGCCACCAAUCCCAAGUCAGCAACAGUGUCUUGCUUCGUACUGAUAGAAAUCAUUCGCGAACCGCUGAUUGCACCAGAAUUUGAAGAAACUCUCUACGAGGGGUCCAUCAACGCUAACGGUGUCCUCCAAGAACUAAAAAUAAGGCUAAAACCGGAAACGUACGACGACUCAGUUGAGUUCAGUUUACAGGACACCGAUGCAGAACUGUUCCAAUGGAACAAACUGGACAACAACGAUGUUCACAUAACACUGAAAGAAUCGACGUCCGAAGAUGAUCUGAAGAACCGCAACAAUCUGCGCUUCAGUGUUCGAGCAGUUAAAUCUACGCUGGAAACAGCUGUCUCAGUUGUAGUGUUCAUCGAAGCAGCUGAAAUCCAGCAGCCACGUUUUGAAAAAGCAUUGUACAAAUCGAGCAUUCGUCCAGAUCUAACCUUAACUCCGUUUGAGACAAUACAGUUGGAAGAUGGCACUGGAUCCGAAGGGCUGGAAGUUCAAAUUCUACAAAGUAAUUCGGACCUUUUCACAGCUCAAUUCAAUCAGGACAAUCGAAUAACGAUCAGCUUGCGAAGAGCUUUGACUUCACAAGACUUGGAAGGAUUUGAGAGGUUCGAAUUUGUAAUUGAAGUGACCAAUCCAGGAGUAGGAUCUGCCUCGGCUACGAUUAUGAUUGACAUUGAACGGAGUCCCAUAGUAGUUCCGGAGUUCACCCAGGUUUCCUAUCAUGGAACACUUCAAGAGGGCUCUCAUGAGAUCAUCUUCACGGAGAAGAUCGUCCUUAAAGCUGGCUCUAUUACCAGUGGCGUUGUAUACACGCUUUUGGACGAUGAUGCUUCUUUGGUUGAACUCUCGUUCAACGAGGACGGUAGCUUGAAGUUUACCUUGAAAUCUGAGAUUACUGUGGAUCAGCUUAAGAGUAAACACCAAAUCAAUUUUGUUGUACAAGCCGUCAAUCCUGGGAGCACAGCUGCAUCCUCAAGCAUGGUGAUUCAAAUCAUUCGUCCGAUACGAGCUGUUUUCAUAAAGUCUUCUUACAGCGGAGUCCUCACCGAAGGUCAACCACUUGUUGAACUCUCGGAUGAGAUUGAACUCUUGGAUGGAACUAUGACGGAUGCUACUGACUUCAAGCUGGUGGAAGGAGAUUCGAAUUUAUUCCAAGUUUCGAUCAACUCUGAAAAGAUCAUCCAGAUCUCACUUAGAUCGAACAUACUUUGGAAUCAGAUUAGACCUCAUUCGUACCUAACUUUCAAACUGUUCGCUACAAAUCCUGGGGCCGAAUCAAGUUCAACAACCAUCAUUGUAAACGUUGUCAAUCUUCCCAUACCAACUCCAGCCUUCACAAAAACCUUAUAUCGCGGCUCGCUGCAGAAGGGUGUUCGCGAGGUUGCUUUCUCUGCCGGAGAAGUGAUCACCAUACAGCCAGAAACCAUCACAUCCACCUUCUCCUACCGCAUUAUCGAUGACGACGAUGCAGCCCUGUUUGACAUAACCCGCGAAGAGAACAAAUUCAAGGCGUCGCUGAAAUCAACCGUCGGUGAGGAAGUUAUCGAGGGGCGUGAUCUGCUCAGCUUUACGAUCGAGGUCAACAACGAGUUCAGUAAAGCGGAUCGUGCCGUCGUUAUCGUGAACAUUCAGCUGGAUGAGAUCGUGACUCCGGCGUUUUCGAACGCACUCUACCGAGGAUCGAUCAAGGAGCGGACUACUGCAGUGUCUCUUCCAACGGUGAUCAGUUUUGUGUCGGGAACAGCUAGCAGCAAUACCGAGUUAGGAUUAGUGGACGGCGAGGCUGACUGGUUUUCUGCGGUCUACGAAAACUCACGGGUGACGAUCGUCGUGAAGAGUGAGAGUGCGAUCAACUGGGAUGAGAUUAUGGAUCGCAGUUUCUUGAGCUUCGCACUGCAAGCUACCAAUCCGGGAAGCUCGGCUGCGUCAGCUUUUGUGACACUGGAUAUUGAGCGGAAUGUGGUUCCAACUCCGAGGUUCAAGUCAUCCUCGUUCCAAGGAACUUUACAUGAAGGAUCUCGUGAAGUACAAUUUGCUGAGGGGGCAACGAUCGAGUUAGAGGACGAUAGUUUGUUGGCUGGUUUUGAAGUGAAGCUGACCGAGCACGAUCACGAACUGUUUGAAUUCACUCAGGACAGACUUCAGAUCAAGAUCUCACUGAAGACAGGAGUACUCGGAGAGGAUUUCAGGGACCGAACCUAUCUGCGAUUCAACGUUGUUGUGAAUAACCCCGGCGGUGAAACAGCCACGGCAAAUGUUUUGGUUGAUCUGAAGUGGAGCGAGACUCCCGCGAAUACUCCUCUGUUUGACAAGUUCUUCUACAGAGGUACCAUUGGAGUUGAUCUGCAAUUCAAACUGGAAGAAUCCAUCUUCAUCAGGCAAGAAACGUAUACGCCUGAUGUGUCAUAUGAAAUUGCUGAAUCUGAUAGCAACUUGCUGACGGUUGAGAAAGAUAAUCGAGAAGUUGUGGUCAAACUGGCUAAGGUAAUUACGGAGGAGGACUUGAAGGGACACGGAAGUCUACAUGUAACUAUCCGAGCGAUCAACGAAUUGGGAAACGAAAGUUUCUGCUUCCUCGUCAUUUCUGUAAUCGGUGAAGAUGGAGAACCUUGUACGACACCUACAAUUGACUGUUCCGAAUGCUACGACUGCUCCACUGGAGCACCAUUGGAAGACGUUCCCGUAUUCGAGUACGGAAACUAUCGAUUCUUCAUCAAAUCUGACACCGUGGGUCUGAUCGGUACUGUUAAGGCUACCGUAAAGGAUCCUUCGAUAAACCUGGAACAUCAAGCUGAAAUAAGCAACGAAUAUAUCAACUCUAGAAUAUCUUUUACUGCUGACGGUAUCCUACGAAUAAAUCAACCUCUGCUGCCCGGUCAGUACAGCUUCAAAGUCACGGCUUUGAACCCAGCUUCUCAGAAACAAUCCUCUGUGAACGUCCUGCUAGAUGUCACCCAGGAUCAGGAGUGCCCAGCGGACCCAGAAUCACCAAAGAUAACCACUGUUGAGAAGCUUCUUGUUAUCAAAUCACUUCAGGAAGAGUCCGCUCACCCCAACAUCUUCCCAUCCGAACUGGGUUCGUGUGAAUACGAAAUGAUCGAUGAGAAGCCCUAUCUUGGCUACAACUACUUCGAAAUCGAUCCCGACACACACUGGCUCACAGCGAAAGCUUUCGAUCGAGAGAACACCACCCUCUUCCAAGGGAUGACCAUACCACAGUUCCAAGUCCGGCUUCAUCUGGUUUGUCCGGAACAAACUCCUGCCAAGUCCCGUCGAUCUGCGCGAUCCUUGAUCGAAACAGACGACCUGAACUUCUCUCGGGAGGUCACAGUGGUUCAGGUGAUAGUGACGGACAUCAACGAUCACGAUCCUCAGUUUGUCGUUCCGCCACCUAUCGGCGGAUCUUUCAACAUUGGAUUUCCCGUAGCCACGAUCGCUUCGGGACUGAUGCUUUCCCGGUUGAUCACCGUGCAAGCGGAGGAUGCCGACGAGGGAUUGAACGCCAAGAUUCGAUACAUUUUGGGUGGCGUUCAGUCUCAUUUCGCGGUAGAGGCUGAAACGGGAGUGAUCUAUCCGCUGAAGGAAGCGAUGAAGGGAAGUUCCGUGGUUACUCUUAUGGUGAAAGCUACCGAUCGAGAUGGAUCCAGUGAUGGAAGGUCUGCGGAAGUUCAACUGAUCGUUCAUCGAUUGGGAGAGGAUGAACUGGUUGCUUUGACUGUUCCAGGGCAGAUGGAUAGUGAAGACAUGGUACGACAGAUCAAUACCAACGGAGAGGGAAUUCAACUGAAGGUGCUCACACAAGCAAGGGUUCCAGAAAUUGAUGGGGAUACUGACGAUAAGACAGCAAGACAAACCUCAUCCGAAGGCAGUCUUCUUCGAAUGAUUGUUUAUGCAUUCGACAACGCAAACCGAGUUCAAAGCUCGGAUAUCAUCAAGCGUGUGAUUGGAUCUUCGUCUGUUUCAACGAACAUCAGAGUAGAUUCUUUCAGUAACGUAGCAUGCUCCGAAUGUAGUGGACAGCAUUCGGAAGACGACGACAAUGUGGGACUCAUAGUGGCUACGUCCGUCUUGGGAGCGCUGUUUGUCAUCUCCGCCGGGUUGGCAGUUUUCCUAUACCUACGUUUUGUACGACCACUUAGCAGGUCCGUGGAAAACCCUUCGGAUGUGGUACAGCUGGAGAACGACUUUGAAGUAUCACCACCGCCCUCGCCACCGAUGCUGGGAGUGGGGAAACAAAAGGCGGUGGAUGAAUCCGACGUGGAAGAACGGAAGCCAUCCAUUCAAAUUUUGGGCGUCACAGAUCAAGAAUCGGAAGACACCAAAACGCCAUCGUCUCGCCUAGCCCAGUCCCUAGAGGAUCGCCUCGAACGGAUAGGCGAAUACGGUACCGUUUCCUCACGGGGCACCAUCGAAGACACGUCAUCCCUGUCGGCAGUCAACGAGCCCCGAAACGUCAAGUUCAACGAGAUGGUCGAGCGGAUAGAGGUCGUCGAGCACCAUCCAGAUGAUCAACAGCACCACCGGGUGGAUCUGGAGGAUGACGACUCCAUCUACAGUGAACGGCUGUAGCAUUGUUAAGUUUAUUCUAUCACAAUUUAAGGUAUAUUUUUUACAAAAUAAAACUAACUCCAGUACUAACGCUAGAAAACUUCAA